UCAAGUUUCAGUGGUUUUUGGUUUCCAUUCAUGAAUUUGGCGGGACAAGGUGGGACGCAACGCUAGACAACGCAUAUUUUAAUAAUUACAACCUCAAAAAUUCAAAAAUGCAUCUGCAUAUUUGCAUCAAACUGAAAAGUGAAUGGUGAAUGUUCAGGAGAAAAACAGUCCCAUUGCAUCAGAUGUAAAAACCACUAACCAUGGUUAAGCGAAAAUCUACUCCCCGGAGGGGGUCACCAACGAAAAAAUCAUCAACGAGGGUGUACCGAAUUGGGAACAAAUCUUUUAAGCUUCGAAACACCACCUUGAAACACAUUAAAAAGCUACAAAUGACGACAGCUUCAUGCAUUCCCAAGCUGCCGUUUUCGAGGGUAAUAAGGGAGGUACUGCAAGAAAGAACUGGUGCUGGUGAAGACUACAGGAUUCAACUUGCUGCUUUGGCAGCUUUGCAAGAAGCAGCAGAACUGUAUCUGGUGCAACUGUUUGAGGAUGCAAAUAAGUGUGCAUAUCAUGCUCGAAGAGUUACAGUUAACCCUACUGAUAUGAAUUUAGCUCUGGAGAUUAGAGGAGUCAAUGAUCCUGGCUACAUUAAGGAACUCUAAUCCUGGCUACCUCAGGACAUACAUAUAAGUGAUAUCCUUUCAUUCUGAACUAACUGAAAUAUUUCACUUGAAUUGAACUGAACCAGUUGAAAGUCUUUGGAAACAGCAGAACUAAUUCAGUUACUGAAAUAUUUCAGUUAGUUCAGAUUGUGAAAAUAUCAUUAUUAUUAUAACCCAACACAUGACUAAGAAAAUAUUUUUGUACUCUGUUUUGUAUGUUCAGAUUAUUUUGUUAUUCUUAUUUUAGUAGUAAUUAUUAAUAAGUUUUACUUUGUUUCAAGCUUAACAAGCUGUAUUAUAAUCAUAAUGUGGGGAUGUCACCUAUCAAUGUUCACUCAGGUCCACCUUUAUUUUAAUGUAAAUACACAUGUGAUAAUGAAUACAUAUUCAUUUUGUGAGUUGACUUUCAUAGUUCAUUCAUCCAUGUCAAAACUUUCAAUGAAAUA
Messenger RNA from Phaedon cochleariae (mustard beetle), 1048 nucleotides. The record is from the annotation of a GenBank genome assembly. NCBI's taxonomy places the organism in Eukaryota, Metazoa, Arthropoda, Insecta, Coleoptera, Chrysomelidae.